CCGUCUCUCUGGAUGUGGAUAUCAACCGCAGUGGCAAAGUGGAGGGGGCAGGGGACAAAAACAAGAAAGACUGGAUCUGGGGCUCCGGAGGCUGGGGUGCCAUCCUGCUUGUGAACUGCAGCUUUGCGGAGGCAGAUCAGGAUGUGGACAAUACGUCACCAGUGCUCUCAAACGAAAUUAAGAAUUUAUCUCCAAUGAUACUGACCGUCCAAGGACCCAGUUGCAUCUUAAGAAACUACAGCUUGGUUCUGCACACCACCUUGAAAGAGACGGAGAAGGCGAGGGUCUUCCAGCUCCAGAGGGAGGAGGGGGAGUUUGAGCGUAACACCUGUGAGCUGGUGCUUGGUCCUAGGAAGCCCAAAUAUACUUUGCCUGGCCCGCUGGAGGACAACUUGAAGAAGACCUUCUAUGUGGAAGCUCUCCAGUUCCCCUCUGCUGACUUCUCGGGCCUGAUCUCCUACUCUGUCUCCCUGCUGGAGAUUUCUCAAGACCCGGCAAUCCCACAGGCCCUGGUGUGUAGAGACACGGUGGCGUUCCGGGUGGCCCCUUGCAUCUUCACCCCCAGCACCCAGAUGCCUCUGGAAGUCUACCUGUGUAGAGAACUUCAACUCAAAGGCUUUGUGGACACAGUGAUAGAGCUGAGCCGUGAGAACAAAAUCCAGGUGGCAUCUGUCUAUGAGGUCCAUGCCCGCCUGGGGAAGUGGCUUCAGGAUGAAAUAGCCUUCUGCUACACCAGGGCGCCCCAUAAAACCAUGUCCUUUGUCCUUGACACCCCUCGAGCCAUCGACUUGAAAGAGUUCCCCAUGAAAUGCGCUCUGAGCCCUGGGAUUGGCUAUGUGCUGCAGCCAGCCACGGACCAGCGGAUAGCCAGCAUGGAUUCUGUUGGGAGCCUGAUGGUGUCUCCGCCUGUCAAGGUAUCCGGCAAGGAAUACCCCCUGGGCAGGGUCCUCAUUGGCAGCAGCUUCUACCCCAGCAAGGAGGCCCGGGACGUGAGCAGCGGUCUGCGGGCCUUCCUGUUCGCCCAGCAAGUCCAGGCCCCCGUGGAGCUGUUCUCAGACUGGCUGAUGAGCGGACACAUGGAUGAAUUCAUGUGCUUCGUCCCCGCUCGUGACAGAAGCGGGGAAGGGAAGAACUUCUGGCUGCUUCUGGCCAGCCCCAGCUCCUGCUACGAACUCUUCCAAGAGCAAAAGGAGAAAGGCUAUGGAAGCAUGCGUCUGUUUGAAGGGCUUAGACAUGAACAGCUCCUUUCUAAUGGGAGGAAUUUCUGUAGCAUCCAUCAGCUCCUGGCUGAUGAGGACAUGCGGAAGCAGAAUGACUACGUGCAGAAGUGCAUUGACCUGAACCGGAAACUCCUGAAGGAGGAGCUGGGGCUGACGGAAAAGGACAUCAUCGACAUCCCUCAGCUCUUCCGCUUGGAGCACCUGGUAAACGUUCCCUCCAGCCAGCAGAACAAGAAGCUCAUUGCCAAGCCCUACUUCCCCAACCUGCUGCAGAUCCUCGUGAUGGGCGACAGCCUGGGUAUCCCCAAGCCCUUUGGGCCCCAGAUUAACGAGAUCUGCUGCCUGGAACAGAGAGUCCGCCAGUUGCUGGAGCCCUUGGACUUCAAAUGUACCUUCAUCAAUGACUUUGACUGCUACAUGACAGAAAUCGGAGACCUCCGUGCCUGUGCCAACAUCCACCGGUCUCCCUUUGUCUUCAAGUGGUGGCAGAUGGUGCCCUAGACAGCUCGUCCUGGCAGGCCUGGCCCGUGCUGCCACACAGUAGUACGAGGCUAGUGUCCUGUUUGGGGAGGGUGGAGCUAGAGACUCCAGCCUCCCCUCCCUGCCCGUCUGUCAGUAGCCAGCUGGAUGGCAAAGGCUGCCCUCUUGAAGCCCUUUGGGAAGAGGUGGAGAACUUCCCCUUGCUAUUUUAGCAGUAGUACACAUGGCCAUUAAAGUUGUGGGUUGUGAAUGCACUGAGGAGCUGGCUUCCUCGUCUGUGGGAUGGGGUGACAGCCCAGGGACAAUGGACCGAGCAGCUGGGACACCUGUGGCC
Molecule: messenger RNA, 2034 nt
Organism: Erinaceus europaeus (western European hedgehog)
Lineage: Eukaryota; Metazoa; Chordata; Mammalia; Eulipotyphla; Erinaceidae
Gene: PADI6
Product: peptidyl arginine deiminase 6
Exons: 13
Cellular component (GO): cytoplasm
Molecular function (GO): protein-arginine deiminase activity; calcium ion binding
Source: RefSeq, a predicted model, not a curated record